AAGCACGUCCUGCAGGAGUACUUCGAGAUCCCCAGUGACAUGAUUGGCUUGGCGAGCAAGAAGAACCUGGCGGACUGGAAGACGAACCUCUACCUGCGCGAGGACGGCCAGUGGGCCGACUUCCAGGAGCUCGGGGUGCGCGACAAGGAGCUCGUGAAGCUUCCCGGCGGCCACGCGGGCAUCGACAUCUUCGACUACGACCUGGAGUCGUACGAGGCGGAGCCCCUCUUCGAGAAGUUCCGCAUCAAUGUUGAGAAAGUCGAGCCGGAGGUUUUCCUGGUCGCGGAGACGCUGCAGGUUUCCAAGCCAGAUUUCAGGGUCAAGGACGACGCCGAUCGGUGGGUCCAGGAGGCAACGAAGAACGGUAACAAGGGUAUCUUUAAGAAGGGUACGCUCAAGCGGAUCGACAAGCUCAUGAAGGAGAAUGCGGCUAUAUUCGACGUGCUGCGCAACAACAACGAGACGUUUCUCUGGGAGUUGUUCGCGAAGGAGGCUCGCUUUACUCAUGUAGCUUCGAAGGGUGGUCACGCGAAUGCGACCACCUCGGACCUGUCAGUUGGCGUGAACUUUAACGACCCUCGGACGCGAUCAGAUUUCCUGUUUUUGAUCAGGACCUUCAAGCCCUGGAUGGUUCCGGUCGCAUUCCCGUGUACCGCCCAUACCAAUAUGCAAGAGUUACAGCGUGCUCAAGGCAUGGGCGAUAGGGUGGACGACCUCAUCCAGGAGCUUCGGCCGCUGAUCGACUUUUCGGCGGAGGUGCUCAAGAUUCAGGCUGAAGGAGGACGGAUCGGCAUCGGCGAGAAUCCCCUCACCAGCCGGGCGUGGCGGGAAGUUCCGAUCGUGGACCUGCUGAGCUGGUACGGGAACAAGCCGCCACUCUACGAGACGGUCACGCUGGGCCAGUGCAUGCACGGGCUCGUGGACAACUACGGCGACCCGAUUCGCAAGCCGACGUGCAUGAUGGUGCCCAACGGUUCGCGCUUCCCUGGGUGGCUCGAGCGCAGGUGCGACGGGAGCCACCAGCACGCCGACAUGGUCGGGCGGAGCCCGGCACUGGCACAAGCCGGCGCCUGGCCGGACGACCUGGGCAAGGCUCUGGCGGGCGCCGGCACGCACGAGCUGGCACGACGGACAAGCCCGAAGGAGAUGGGCAUCGGGGGCGACACGGCGAGGUCCCCGAGCAAGCAGAUCGUGAACGCAGUGGCCAAGGCGCUCAAGCUAGGGAAAGACCUGAUCGACGUGCGCGUGCUGACGGGUGACGAGGAGGUUCCGCCCCCUCGCGGGGCAGUGCGGCGCAUCUGCGCGACGUACUCCAGCGAGGGCGUACUGGCGGACUACAGCGACGCCUACGCGGGCGACCCGGGCUUCGGAGCGAUCAAGCUGGGCAAGCGGUCCCCCACUGACACGGUGAUCGCAUUCUACGUGAAGGAGCCGAAGGUGCAGACGUCCUUCCCUGCGACGGUGCACGUCCACGGGAGCAAGCCCAAGACCUUUGCUCCAGAUGAUCGCGAAGUUGACACGGCACAUCGAGACCUACAACACGAGGGCGAGAGUUUCGGGGAUAUGCCUUCGGACAUCACCACGGCCAAGUGGGGCGCUCUCAAGAAGCCCCACCUCAACCUGAGCCAUCCUUCUGCUCACGCACUGAAGCGGCGACUGAAGUCCUACGGAGCGUCACGGCAAGUGCUGGAUGCGGUUGACAAGCUGGACUGCGGCGUGUGCAAGGAGCUCGGCAGGCCGACUACGGUGAGAAGCUCGAACCUGAACCUCUCGACGGAAUUCAACGAAAACGUGUUCCUAGACGAGGCCGAGGUGAUACUUGCAGACUGGACCCGACUGAUGGUUAUGGUGAUCUUGGACGACGCAUCGGGCUUCCGGGUAAUCAUCCCUACCACUGCAGUGAGGUCCAUCACCGGCGAGGAGAGCCUGCGAUGCUUUUCGCAAGGCUGGCUAUCGUGGGCUGGACCACCCAAGGUGCUGUACUACGACGCGGCCAAGGGUCACAUCACGAAGCGGUUCGCGGAGAUCGGAAAGAAGUACACCAUCCUGAUGAGGCCGGUCCCAGCAGAGACGCCCCAGCUCAAGGGUCGAGUGGAGCGCGCGAUCGACUUCUUCAAAGACCACUUCCAGCGCCUGAACCGCAACGUGCAGCUCACCAAAGACGACGAUCCGCAUGUUUGGACAUCGGUGAUAGCGAGUACGCACAACAACCACAUUCGGCGAAAUGGCUUCACCCCUUACCAAUACGUGCUGGGCCGGUCGCCUGGCAUCCCGGCCUCGCUGAUCGAGGCGAUGGAGGGCGACCAGAAGCAGCUGGCAUCACAGAGCGCGGCUCUCUUCGAGGAGGGCCCGAGGAGAGCAGAGCAGAUACGCGCGGUGGCGAACUGGGCGUUCUUCGAGCUGGACAGCGACGACGCCGUCAGGAGGGCCAUGGUUGGCCGAGUUCGCCCGCCGCGUGGACCGCUCGUGCCAGGCCAGCUGGUGUUCUACUGGCGCGAGGUGAAGCACGUGAAGUCGAAGAGGCUCCAGGGCGAGCACGGUUGGCGUGGGCCAGCGAUCGCGUUGGCGACCGAAAGCCACACGAGGCUACACCUCAGCUACCGCGGGGCGCCGGUGCUCGCGACGCCGGAGCAGGUGCGACACGCCUCCCAGAGCGAGGCGGAGAUGGUUGAGAACGAGGACUUGGUCAGGCAGCUCUCUCACUGGCGUGGAGGACCUACUCUCCAGAAGGGGUUCAUCGAUGAGCGUGGACCUGGGCCAGACGGGAGCGACAAGACGGGCGCGCGCCGCGAGAGGGGCGAGAAAGACUCGGACCACGAGGACGGUGUGAUCGACACGCCUACGGCUAAGGCACCGCGUGCCGAGCCGGCUCCACCACCGCCACGGCCAACCUACCUGAAAUACCACCACUACCGGGAGGAGAACCGGUUCCUCCAGAACAAGCUACAGACCCACCUGCUGCGGCAGCUGGGCAGGGGCACUCCAUGGACCUGGACGCGGCGGCUGCGCCAGGUAUUCCGCAUCAACGGCAACAGCAACCAGAUCGAGCUGAGCAACCAGAACAUGCACCACGACUCAGCUUCAAGCGAACGCUUCCCGACGACCAGGAGGCAGAUCGCGAACGCCUACGACUACGACGCGAGGCUCAAGGGCAGCUCCAUGCGCCUUCCGAAGGUACCAGACGACCCGAUGGAUCAGGAAGCACUCUUGGUCAAGGUCAGGAACCGCCAGAGGGACGCAUUUCUGUCCCGGAGGACAGACGCGACGAAGAAGCAGGUCACUCCCAAGAAGGGUUGGGAGAUCCGCAGCAUCCCACAGGAGUGGAAGGCGGCUUUCGACGCGAGCGACCUGGAGGAGUGGCGCAAGUGGGUCGAGUACGAUGCAGUGGACUGGCCGACCGAGGAGGAGCUCGCGGGGGUGGACAAGACAGCGAUCCUGCCCAUGAGGCGCGUUCGCACUGACAAGAACGAGGCGACGAGGGGCAACCUGUCGUACGAGCAGCACCCGCUCAAGGCGAAGUCCCGGAACAUUGUUCCAGGAUACAAGGACAAGCAGCUGCUCGCUGGCGAAAUGCAGACCAACGCCCCCGCUCUGACGGACACAGCCACGGCGGUGAUCCUGAAGGAGGCCGCUAGCCAGUCGGGUUGGAGGCUUGAACAGGGCGACGUCGACUGGGCAUUUCUGAACGAGAAGUACCUCGAAUGCUCUCGACGCGAGUACUUCCGCGCGCCGAAGGGCGGCCUGCCGGCUGCACCGGAGAUGGGCUGGCCAGCCGUUCCAAAAGGUACGGUGCUGAGAGCGAAGAAGGGGAUCUACGGGCUGAAUGAUGCACCUCUGUUGUGGUACGAGGAGCAUCGUGACACCAUGCUGUCUCUCCCAGGAGCGUCGAGAUCGAAGCUGCGCCCGGCCCUCUUCAUCUUCCACGACGAGAAUGAGAAGCUGAUCGGCCUGAUUUGGUAG
Messenger RNA from Prorocentrum cordatum, 3960 nucleotides. The record is from the annotation of a GenBank genome assembly. NCBI's taxonomy places the organism in Eukaryota, Dinophyceae, Prorocentrales, Prorocentraceae.